This is a messenger RNA of Acaromyces ingoldii, 1370 nucleotides long. RefSeq lists its product as hypothetical. The coding region runs from base 166 to 1323 and encodes 385 amino acids. The record is from RefSeq and is a predicted model, not a curated record. NCBI's taxonomy places the organism in Eukaryota, Fungi, Basidiomycota, Exobasidiomycetes, Exobasidiales, Cryptobasidiaceae. The transcript has a single exon.
CCGCGAGCUCAGGGAGGACCUGUGGGGCGACUCGGUCGAUGACUAUAUGCGUACAUGCUACAUGCUACUCGGUCGGUCGCAGAGCGUGCGAACGAUGCAAGUGUAUCGCGAGCACCGCCACGCCAUCCGAAUCUCGACGCAACCACAACUUAACAAAAGGAGAGGAUGAGCAGCAGAAGCAGUACUGACAAGAUUAGCGCCGACAGCAUCCGGCCAGGUGAACCAAUCAUCAUGUCGUCUCUGUUUCACAGAGCUUCGUUGGCGGCCACGUCUCUCACGCUUGCAUGUUGCGUGAUCCUCGUCUACCUCCUCUUUAGUACCAGAGCCUCGCGUCGCUCGUGGCUCUUCUGGCUUCACUGCUUCUCCUUCACCCUCGUAAUUGCUUUCUCCGUCGUCCAGCUCAGGCACAUCGACCAUCGUAUCAAGCUCUACUAUGUGCCAGACGACCAACAGGAGAAAGUCCGAUACGCCCAGCUCGACCUGGCAUUCGAAUUGCUCGUCAUCGCUACGCCACUCGUUGCGGACGGCACCCUAUUCUGUAAGAUCGCUGUUCUGUACCCCCUCAGGCAAAAUCGAACAUCCUGGAUCAUCCUCUCAACCUACCUCGUCCUUCUCGCCGUUCGCCUCGCAGACGUCCUUCUCUUUAUCUUCUUCGCUGUCAAUGUACAGCAAGGCAGACGCCCGUUCGCUCUCGGUCAAGUAAACUACUUCGUCCCGCUCGUCAUAGACUGUAGCGCCCAGCUCGUCACAUGCGCCUUUGCUGCUUUCCUCUUCCUUCAUCGAUGCAUCACCAAGAAUAGUGGCCAUAAUAGCCUGGGUAUGAUACUCGAAGCUGCGUUCAUGAGCUUUGUUCCACCAGUCCUGAUCCAGCUUGCGUUCUUUGCCGUCGUCACGGUUCGCUCGGGGUCGACUUCGAUCGCGGCCAUCAGCACGCCAUUGAGUGAUUUGCUCGUAGCAGACACACUGACGAACUGCAAGGUGUCGAACGUGCUGGUUUCGAUGCUCUUUGCCCUUUUGGCCACCUCGUGGUCCACUAUUCGUGUUCCUCCAUCUUUACCUCCUCCCUCCUCGCCCUCGUUUCCUUUGUCUCAAGGUCCUCCUUCCACAUCUGUACUCAGCAUCGGCCAUGAGGCUCAGGAAAGGAAACGCGCCCAGGAGGACCAUGGCGAUACCAUCCUUAUUCGGUCUAUCUUGAGGCCGGAUACGAGGAAUCUGAACAUCGAAGACGAGGAAGAAGAGGCGCAAGAAGUCAUUCUCUCUGUGCCGCGAAUCCACGAGCAGCAUGACGAAGAGGAUCAGCAGCGGACGUCGCGAUGGAUCUAAUGCGAAGAUGGCUCGAGCUAGGAAUAAUAGUAGCAACUCUGUUUGAG